AUGACUCUCUUACCAGGCCAAUCUCCACCUCUGCUGCCGCUAGAUUUGACACAUCGAGGGGCCUUGGUCGUUAUCGCUGGUGCAAUCGCUGGUACUGUCACUUUGACCGGCCUCUUCAUCAGGCUGUAUAUUCAUCUCGCGAUCAACCCACAUUACGGACGAGAUGAUUUCUUCCUUCUAGGGGCGGCAUUUGUUGCUCUCUGCGAAUCAAUCUUGGUCUUUGUCUCCGUGUCUAAGGGCUUCGGUAAUUCGGCGGACUUGAUAGAUCAUGGGAACCUGAUAAGCUUGCGACGGGCCUUUUUCUCGAGCGAGAUCCUCUAUAUAUUUACCCUCUACCUCACAAAAUGUUGCGUCAUAUGCAUUUUCCUCAAACUAACACCCAAAAAAACACAUAACCGUGCAACAUUGAUCACGCUCGGUUUCUGUACGCUAUGGGUUAUCGGCUCUCUUCUCACGGUUGGUAUCAAGAGUGGGAUUACGGACACAACGACUAUUCGGGCUUUUAGCCAAAGCUAUUGCAAGUUCAGGGUUGUCAAAUGGCAAGUCAUCGUCUCGUUCGAUGUGUUAUCCGAAGUUGUCAUUUUCCUCCUUGCCGUAUACCUCAUCCGGGAGCUUCAGAUGCGACUUCGAACAAAGCUUAUAGUGCUGAGCGCUUUCGCUGCCCGAUUACCUGACCAAACAAACCUCACCCUGGAUCUAGUCGACUCAGCGGUCUGGACUCAAAUAAGCAUAAACUACAAUGUGAUCGCCUGCACGAUCUUCGCGCUUAAACCAUUCACAGCAGCCGUUAGCACAAACUACGGCACAGCCGGCAGCCAGUCGCUGCAUAGUUCGAAGAACAACACCAAUCUUAGCGGAGGUAGUAAUAGUGCUACUGGAAGUGCACUUGACAAUGGAUAUUCGCGCGAUCUCGAGAAUCAAGGCACGAACACGUCCAGAUCGAAAGAACAUGCUUUUCUUUCUAAACCCUACAGCGGCAACGGGUAUCCGCAAUAUUCAGCACAGAAAGCCAGACGAAAGAGCCAGCUUUCCACAACACUAUCUAAAUCGAUAUCAAGCAAGGCCGAAACAAAGUCGACGGCUCAAAUAUCCCUUCCUCGUUUUUCUCUCUUCUCAAAACCUACCCAUACACCACAACAUCGACGACUAAAGUCAACAGAUGAAAACCACGAACUUAAAUCGAUAAGUGGGCAUAACCGGACUAACAGCCGGAUUCCAUUUCUAUCCAAAAGCGAAAAGAGGAGGACCGACUCUGUGGAUUCUCAUGGCGUAGCGCCUGGUAUGGGUCCUGUUGCGUCUGAUGCAAUUAUUGACCCGCCAGCAGCGACUGCGACCACAACCACGACAGCAAUUACGGCCGGAAGGCAUAAUGGGGCAGAAUCAGGUUCUGGGACAGAAUGGAACGAUGAUAAAGCAAAAUUGAUCAUUAAGAAGGAUAUAGAAUAUACAGUUCAGUAUGGGGACUGA
Messenger RNA from Arthroderma uncinatum, 1467 nucleotides. RefSeq lists its product as uncharacterized. The transcript has 5 exons. The record is from RefSeq and is a predicted model, not a curated record. NCBI's taxonomy places the organism in Eukaryota, Fungi, Ascomycota, Eurotiomycetes, Onygenales, Arthrodermataceae. Bases 1 to 1467 code for a protein of 488 amino acids.